AAGAGGAUUCCGUGCAUAUUCUUAACUAUUAAGCAACAGAGAAACAAAACAAAACAACAGAGAAACCCCAAAUCCAAUACGUGCAGCGAGUGAGAAUCGAAUUUUGUAGUUCCAAUAUGGACGGACCACCAGCAAACGACUGUUGCGCAAUCUGCCAUGGCAACUUCCAUAUCCCGCAUCAAGCCAAUUGCUCUCAUUGGUAUUGCGGAAAUUGCAUUUUAGAAGUUUGGAAUCAUGGAUCUGCAUUACAGCCAUGUAAAUGCCCUCUUUGUCGUCGCCAUAUUACUUUGUUGGUUCCUAGCCAGGAAUCCUCUGAGCAAGCUGAUAAUCCCGAAGCUUCUGAGAUUAUAAGAAAGAUUGAAUCUUAUAACCGAAUCUUUGGUUCACAUUCAACAGGACUAAGCCAGAGACUACAGGACCUCCCGUUUCUGAUCAAAAGAUUGUUCCGAGAAGUGAUGGAUCCUCAAAGAUCUCUCCCGUUUGUCAUCAAAGCACGCGUAUUUCUGGCACUUUUAUCAACUGUCAUUUAUGUACUCAGCCCAGUGGACAUUAUCCCCGAAGCAUUAUUUGGAAUACUUGGUCUAUUGGAUGAUGUCAUUAUUGCCCUCAUCUUCUUCCUUCACGUUGGCACCUUGUAUCGGGCUAUACUCGUGCGUCGUUAUGGAGGAUCUUCAACGUAAAAUUUCAAACUGUAUGAUAAUGGACAUGGUUGUCUUAGUUUUGAGACUUUAUUUUGAACCAAAUUAUCAAUUAGAUAUAAAUAUUUUCA
Molecule: messenger RNA, 769 nt
Organism: Lactuca sativa (garden lettuce)
Lineage: Eukaryota; Viridiplantae; Streptophyta; Magnoliopsida; Asterales; Asteraceae
Molecular function (GO): ubiquitin protein ligase activity; metal ion binding
Source: RefSeq, a predicted model, not a curated record